UCCCAUGUGCGCAUGCUGAAUGACGUACUGCAAGACCUUGAGAAAAGCUUCCUAAUUUCAGACCCACCUCAGGGCUUUUCACGGAACAUUCUCUAUGGACUGAAUAAAAAAACACAAGGCUUUGCCAUCUUGAAGACCUCUGCAGAAGACUCCAAACACAGCAGUGUGAAUUGGUCUUUGUCCCAGGUGUUUAACUCCAUCUGCUCAGCUGAAAAGCUCGUCCAAAGUGGUCUCGAACUCUUUGAGAAUAACCCUGAUAGCUCACAUUAAAACAGUCCCAGCAAAAUGCUGCUAUUGAAGCUCUGUACCAAACUUCUUCAGGCAUGAAAGCAGCAGAACUGCUCGAUAAUGUAGUCAGUUAUCAUGUCUGUUGACUAAAUCUGUAAAGGAAUCAGAUAUUUGAAGCUAAUUGUAAUUUGGAGUACUUAUGUGUCCUUUUUAUGGGUCCACAUAUGUUUCUCACCUGUAUGAUGGCAGAUGAACAGAAAUUCUAGUAAAAACUGGUGAACCUGUAAAGAAGGUAAAGCUGUCCUAUAGGCCUGAAGGACAAAAUAAGGCACUCCACGAUGGUGCAGACUAGCUUUCAGUUCCA
Messenger RNA from Ictalurus furcatus (blue catfish), 592 nucleotides. Its product is annotated as inactive N-acetylated-alpha-linked acidic dipeptidase-like protein 2. The coding region runs from base 13 to 270 and encodes 85 amino acids. The transcript has 2 exons. Lineage: Eukaryota; Metazoa; Chordata; Actinopteri; Siluriformes; Ictaluridae. The record is from RefSeq and is a predicted model, not a curated record.